Tetranychus urticae (two-spotted spider mite) is the source of this 3638-nucleotide messenger RNA. Its product is annotated as neuroligin-4, X-linked-like. NCBI's taxonomy places the organism in Eukaryota, Metazoa, Arthropoda, Arachnida, Trombidiformes, Tetranychidae. The record is from RefSeq and is a predicted model, not a curated record.
ACCGUUUUUAUUAUAAAGCUAUCAAUAUAGCUGUUGUUUCCUAAAACUCUUCAUAACUUGUUUCAAUCAUCAUUUAAUUACAAGUGAACCUUUAUUUUAUUAAAUUAAACAUGUGCUUCUUACAUUCAUCUUUAACCAAAUGUGUAGUGCUAUUAGUGUCGAGAAAGUGUCUCUCUCAUCAAGGAUUCAACACUUGGAUCUAGUUUAACCCGAUUGUUGGUCACAAUUUUCAUUAUAGAGUUUUUACGUUUCAUGUUUCCUUUUUAGUGAAAAGUUGGUAACAAAAACAUGUUUGCUAAUUACAUAAUGGAUAAAGUGCCAUUUAAUUUAAUUAAUAGUGUUUCAUCUUGAGUGAUAACUCAUCUAAAAACUGUUUUUCUCAAAUCAAUUAAGUGAAAUCGAGAGAUAAUUUAAUGAUUAAAAUGGAAAUGGCUUCCACCAAAGUUGGCUAUAAACCAAGCUCAAUAACACCAAAAAAUGUAAUCUACAAAAAUGUGAAAUGUGCUCUAAUAGUCUUUUUGAUUACCAAUUUAACAGUUUUCUGGUUAAACUGUGUAAUCACAACAGUGUCUGCUGAUUACAGUACAAAUAGGCGACCAUCAAAUAGGAUAAUUAGUACAAAAUAUGGAUCACUUCGAGGUGUUUACGUAAACUUGCCACACAAUUUACAGCCCAUCGAAAUGUUUCUAGGUAUUCCAUAUGCAAGUCCACCAGUGGGUAAAUUACGUUUUAUGCCUCCAGUCACACCAGCACCAUGGAAUGGGAUCAAAAACGCUGACAAUUACGGUCCAGUCUGCCCACAGCGUUUACCCAACCUUUCCAAUGAAACUGACGCUCUACUACGAAUGACUAGUUACCGUUUAGCCCAUUUAAAGCGACUUGUGCCAUUGCUGCAAAAUCAAAGUGAAGACUGUUUAUAUCUGAAUAUUUAUCUUCCAGCCAAAGCAUCUCAAUCUAUUACAACACUUUAUCCUGUUAUAAUGUUCAUUCAUGGUGAAUCUUAUGAAUGGAAUUCAGGUUCCGUUUACGAUGGCUCAAUAUUAUCAUCGUUCGGUGAAGUGAUAGUUGUUACAAUCAAUUAUCGCCUCGGAGCUUUAGGAUUUUUUCCAUCUUUGGAUGGGACUUCUAGAGGUAAUUUUGGCCUUAUGGAUCAAGUUGCUGCCCUUCACUGGAUCCAAGAAAAUAUCGGUGAAUUUGGUGGCUCAUCGAGUAAUGUAACUAUUUUUGGCCACGACUAUGGAGCUUCUUUUGUUAACCUUCUUAUGCUUUCACCGAUGGGCAGAGGACUUUUUCAGCGUGCAAUCAUGUCGAGUGGUUCAGCAUUGAGUCCGUUCUCCAUGGCCACGGAUUCCAUCAAGUACAGUAAAAUACUUGCUGAUCGAGUUGGCUGUACAAGUGAUAACAAUAAAAAUACCGUUCUAUUGAACUGCCUGAGAAAAAAGUCUCUUGACGAAAUAAUGUCCGUCUCAUUUGAUGUACCCAAACACUUGACCCUUUUUGGGCCCACAGUUGAUGGUAUUGUUAUACCUGGUGAUCCUUUGACUUUGAUGACUGAUGAAACUUCGCUCUUUGGAUCGUACGAACUAUUGACUGGAGUCACUCGAGUAGAAUAUUUUCAUUCAUUUACCGAUUCAGAUGUUCAUCAAGGUAUCGAACCUUCAAAACGUGAUCGCAUUAUUCGCACUUUGGUUCGUAAUUUGUACGAUUACCAUUUACAGGAAAUCUAUUUAACUAUAUCAAAUGAAUACACGGAUUGGACUCGACCAACAAGCCAUCCAUUAAACAUACUGGACUCUUUAACCGACCUUUUAUCGGACUCAUUGGUGGUUGCACCAUUGAUUAAAGUAGCAACCCUUCACUCACGACGUCCCAAGAAAACCUAUUUUUACAGCUUCUUAUACUCUACUGAAGAGGGUGACUAUCCGUCCAGACUUGGCUGUGUCUCUGGCCAAGAAUUAAAUUACCUAUUUGGUGCUCCGCUCAUCUCCGGCCUCAAACUGUCCCAUUUUUCAUCGUCUUACACUCGCAGUGAAAUUGCCUUGUCCGAAACUUUAAUCACCAAUUGGGUUGCCUUUGCUAAAUAUGGAGAUCCCAACAAUAAAGAUGAUCUUGACAUGUUGAAACCAAAUAACAGUAAUAACAACUAUCAUAAUUAUAGUAAUAUUAACAGGGAAUCACGAAAUAAUAAUAAUCGUAUUGAUAAAAUAACUUGGCCCAUUUAUGAAGAGCAUCAACAACAGUAUUAUGCUUUGACAAUUAAACCUAAAUUACGAGAUCAUUAUCAUGCUCAUCGAAUGUCUUAUUGGUUAAACUUAAUUCCUAAGUUACAUGUUCCUGGAUCAUCAGCCAACCAAGAUCAUCAUUUACUUCAUAAUCAUGGUGAUUUAUCAACAUAUGAUGGUAUCGUCCGUGCCAAUCGUCUUCCAAUCCUUCUCUCACCAUCUUCAUCAACCUCAGCUGUUUCACCAUCAGCCUCAUUAUCCCCUUCUUCAGUAGUAAUUGGUGAAAGUGGUUUACUUUCAUCUUCAUAUCCAAACUCAUCAAUCACUCAUCCCGGGCUUCUUGAUGGAUCCUCACUCGAAGGAGUCUCAUCAUCAUCAUCAUCAUUCAGUGGUGAUCAACGUCCAAGUGCCUUAGAUUCAAACAUAAGUGACAAAAGUUCAAGUCAAUCUUCAAAUUCAAUAGUCAACUUUUUUGGUACCCAUGUAACUUAUACAACAGCCUUAAGUGUUACAAUUGCCAUUGGAUGUUCACUUCUCAUCCUGAACGUUCUCAUUUUUGCUGGCUUUUUUUACACUCGUGAUUUGAUUAAAUCCAAAAAGUCAUCCAACAGCAACAACGACAAAGCUAAACAGAAAUCGGAUGAAGAUGAAAAAUAGAUGGCAAUUAAGCAAAGAAACAGAUCGAUCAACAAUUUCCUAUUAUCCUGAAAGUAAUUUCAUUUGUCCAUCAGAAACAUUGACCGGUAACACUGGAAAUCAAGGAAUGGGUCUAAACAAUGGACCAAAUGAUAUUCAAAUGGAUUCAUCUGGAUCACCAUUACCUGUUCAUCAUUGGAUUAGUUCAAGCCAACAACAGCAACAGCAACAACAAUCAAUUGCUUGUUCCAAUUUUAAAGGUUACCAAUUGCAUCCAUUUACAUCUGAAACUAUUGACAUACUUCAAACAGGUCAUCAUGUAUCAUUAAACAAUUGCACUUAUACGGCAACAAUUAACCCAAGUACAGUUGGAAAUGUGGAGAAAAAUUUAACCAACUUAAUGGACACUUCAUCACUUGUUAUCGAUGAUCACAAAGGAAAAUCAAUACCAAACGAAACUGGCAUCUGACAAUUAAAGAACACACCAGUUUGAUUGAGAAGCAAAAUUGAUAUUUAAAAGAAGCUCAUUCCUCAUCAUCAUCAUCAUCAUCUUCCGACUACAAAUCCACUUUCCAUUGGAAUCAAAAAGGACGAUCAAGAAGAAGAGUUACUUUGCAUUCAUUUGAAUGUUUAGUCUGUAAACAAACGAUUAAUAUGGAAACAAGAAAAUCUUUUUCCUUCUCUCAUUUGCUUUGAAUCUUUCAAUCCCUAAUCAUCAUCAUCUCUAUCAUCUUCAUCCUUCUUUGAUGGAAUUGCAAGUAAAGCCUAAUCAUUAAGUAA